Molecule: messenger RNA, 1862 nt
Organism: Dendrobium catenatum
Lineage: Eukaryota; Viridiplantae; Streptophyta; Magnoliopsida; Asparagales; Orchidaceae
Product: cationic peroxidase SPC4
Exons: 2
Coding region: 302-1348 (348 amino acids)
Biological process (GO): hydrogen peroxide catabolic process; response to oxidative stress
Molecular function (GO): peroxidase activity; heme binding
Source: RefSeq, a predicted model, not a curated record
GCCAAUGAAAACAAAUUGCACGACUGAAAUUUCAUUAACUGCACAAUGAAAUUAGCACGAUAAUACCUUUCAUUCAUCAAAAGUAGAACUCAGCAGAAUCAACCAACAAAGAUGUAGACAACCACUCUCUCAAGAUCAUGAUGAAAGGUAAUCGAAAAUGCUCCCCACUUGUCCUUAAGCACUGAAAUCUACUUUUCUUUUUAGUCUAAAGAAGUGGCCUCCUCGACGACCCAAGUCCAGCGCUUAUAAUUACCCAUUAAUCUCGCCACCACAGUUAACCAAAUUGAUAUCUAAACUAACUAUGGCUUCCACCUUCGUCUUCUUCCUGCUAUCUACCCUUUCCUUAGCUUUCUCCCCACCAGAAGCCGAAGCUCAGAGCCUCCCACCCAUAGUAAACGGUCUCUCCUUCACCUUCUACAAGUCGACAUGCCCAAAACUGGAGUCUAUUGUUCGCAAAUUCCUUAAGGAACAAUUUGAGAAGGAUAUCGGGCUAGCCGCCGGGCUUCUUCGUGUCCACUUCCAUGACUGCUUCGUGCAGGGUUGCGACGGGUCAGUGCUGCUUGACGGGUCGGCGAGCGGGCCGAGCGAGAAGGACGCGCCGCCGAAUUUGACGCUGAGGCCGGAGGCUUUUAAGGCCAUCAAUGAACUCCGCGUUCUGAUCGAUAACGCCUGCGGUCGCGUGGUGUCUUGCGCUGACGUCGUUGCUCUUGCUGCCCGCGACUCUGUAUUCUUGUCUGGCGGUCCCCAAUACAGAAUCCCUCUCGGCCGCCGCGACGGCCGCCGCUUCGCCACACGCAACGCCACCCUCGCCAGCCUCCCAGCUCCAACCUUCAACAUCUCCACCAUUCUCUCCAUCCUCUCUCGCAUCAACCUCGACGCCGCCGAUCUCGUCGCCCUCUCCGGAGGCCACACCAUCGGCCGCAGUCACUGCUCCUCCUUCUCUAACCGGAUCUUUCCCUCGCGCGACCCCACCAUGAACCGGGCCUUCUUCGACCAUCUCCGAUUCACCUGCCCGACCGCCAGUUCCACCAACACCACCCCGCUCGACUUCCGUAGCCCUAACGCAUUCGACAAUAAGUACUAUGUUGAUCUUGUGAACAGAGAGGGUCUGUUCACUUCAGAUGAAGAUCUUUUCAUGAACUCGAAAAUUAAGUCGAUUGUGCAGUCUUUUGCGGUGAAUCAAACGCUUUUCUUUGAGAAAUUUGUGUUUUCGAUGGUGAAGAUGGGGCAGCUCGGGGUCCUGACUGGUGGGAAAGGGGAGAUCAGGGCUAAUUGUUCGGCGAGGAAUGAUGACAAGAUCGCUAUAUGGCGAGCGAUGGAGAAGGAAGGAGAUAAGGCUGUCUAUUAAGAGUGGUGGGAUUUUAAUAUUUUGUUAAAGAAGUCUGCCUAUGUAUUAACCUUCAAAAUUCUUAAGUGCUACUAGAUGUUUGGUCAAGGUUUGGUUAGGCUUAACAUGUGGCUUGCAUAUUGAAAACAUAAUAAGUUAGUUUUAAAUGAUUAAAUCUUCUACCUAAAGUUGUCCUUUAUAUUGAUUUAGGUAUUAACUUUACUCGAGUAAGUUCCAAGUAGGUGAUCAUGAACUUCAAAUAUAUAUACAUAUUUACACAAUUUUACGUGCAUAGUGCGCAAUGUUUAAUAGAUGUAUGUAGGAUUGCAUUGCACUCUUAUUUCCUUUUUAUAUGUUUUCCUUAAAGUAUAAUGUACUUAGAAUGUAAUUAGGUUUUCAAUGUAAAUGUGAAAGUCAAAUGUCAAAUGUAAAGAAUCUAGAAUGUAUUUAGAUCGAGUUGUACAAAUAGUUGUAAAAGUUGAAAGGUAAACAAUAUACAUUGGGCUCUAAAAGAAAUUAUUUUAUCUUCCUUUGA